Bursaphelenchus okinawaensis is the source of this 1246-nucleotide messenger RNA. NCBI's taxonomy places the organism in Eukaryota, Metazoa, Nematoda, Chromadorea, Rhabditida, Aphelenchoididae. The record is from the annotation of a GenBank genome assembly.
AUGUUCCACAACACAUUCCAAAGCGGGUUACUGUCGGUUUUGUACAGUCUGGGAAGUAAACCAUUACAAUUAUGGGAUAAGACAGCUAGAAAUGGCCAUAUAAAACGAAUGACAGAUGACGAAAUACAAAGUCUGGUUAUCGAAGUGAUAGGAGCGAAUGUUAGGUUGGUUUAACUUGAAAAUUUUUAUUUUGUUUGCAGAGUGCAGGUUUUAGGUAACAUUUCAUUGUGAGAUUAUUUUUUGAUUUGGGACUUCGAAUAUAUAUAGGUGGCAAAAAAAGCGGAUAAAACGUUUUUUGUUAGUAAAAUAGUUAUUUAGAAGAGUAAAAGUUCAAGUUCUCGUAUUUUAUUAUUUCUGUGCAAUGGUUUGGCAUAUACUUGUUUCAGCACCACGUACAUAUCAUGCCCAUUAGACCCAAAGAAGACAUUGGGCAUAAAGUUACCGAUAUUUGUAAUGACACUUAAGAAUCUAAAGAAGUAUUUUACCUUUGAAAUUCAGGUAUGUUAACAAGCUAACUGAUUGAUAAAGGGGUUAUUAACUAUACUUUGGAUAAUAACUUUAUUUCUGCUUAUCAUAAGUUAGAUAAAUUGAAUAACACAAUGCUAGUGUUAACACAGAGUUGCUUUUAAUGCAUAGUUUCAGGUGCUAGACGACAAAGGUAUGAAACGCCGUUUUCGAGCUUCAAACUAUCAGACGACGACACGAAUAAAGCCAUUCAUUUGUACGAUGCCAAUGAGGUUGGACGAUGGUUGGAACCAAGUUCAGUUUAAUCUGGUCGAUUUCGUAAAACGAGCUUAUGGUACGAAUUAUGUGGAAACAUUGAGGAUACAGGUGAGUGCUAUGUUAUGACUUGGUCAAAAAGUUGAUAGAAUAGAAAAAAACGCGAAAAAGUUUAAACUUCGCGUAAAGAUGGCUUUUCUACAUACUUUUUGACCUAAAAACAGCAACUAAUUACUAAAAUAACUCAAUGUUGCCAAAGCAUGUAUUAGGGUUGUUUUACAAUAACCUAAGAGUAUUGUACCUUUAAUAUCUAACUUAUAAAAAGCUAAACUUUGAAAAGCCCAAAUUUUCGUUUUUCUCACUAAAAUAUAAUACAUGAUAGAUUCAUGCCAACUGUCGAAUUCGUCGUAUCUACUUCGCCGACCGCAUCUACACUGAAGAAGAAUUACCUCCAGAAUUCAAGCUCUACUUACCUGUCAGUCGAUCUGCUAAUCCAGAAAUAUCCGACUUAACCGCUACUGCAUAA